Molecule: messenger RNA, 3291 nt
Organism: Scedosporium apiospermum
Lineage: Eukaryota; Fungi; Ascomycota; Sordariomycetes; Microascales; Microascaceae
Product: Importin subunit beta-3
Exons: 6
Coding region: 1-3291 (1096 amino acids)
Biological process (GO): protein import into nucleus
Cellular component (GO): nucleus; cytoplasm
Molecular function (GO): nuclear import signal receptor activity; small GTPase binding
Source: RefSeq, a predicted model, not a curated record
AUGUCGAUGCUACCCGCUGACGUGCAUGCGGAGCUGACGCAGCUGCUCCAGGCACUGCAAUCUCCAGACAACUCAAUACGCUCCCAGGCCGAGGAGCACCUCCAGAACCACUGGACUCUUAAUCGCCCUGAGCUCCUCCUCAUGGGUCUUGCCGAACAGAUUCAAAACACGCCUGAUAUUUCCACACGUUCCUUUGCGGCCGUCAUCUUCCGCCGCAUAGCCUCGAAAUCGCGGAAGAACGAGAAGGGGGAAACGGUCGAUAUAUUCGUGUCUCUACCACAAGAGCAGGCGGCCGUCAUUCGCCAAAAGCUCCUCGAGAUCCUCACCUCUGAGACGGAACGUGGUGUCAGAAAUAAAAUUAGCGAUGCUGUCGCCGAGGUUGCUAGGCAAUACACAGAGAGCGAUUUGUCUUGGCCGGAGCUACUUGGAGCCCUAUUCCAGUUGAAUCUGGCUGCGGAGCCCGAUAAACGCGAGACUGCAUUCCGAGUAUUCGCCACUACUCCCGAUAUCAUUGAAAAACAACACGAAGAGGCGGUGCUCCAAUCCUUCAACAAGGGGUUCAAAGAUGAUUCCGUGGCGGUUCGGCUUGCUGCCAUGGAAGCCUUUGCUUCCUUCUUCAGGGGCUUGGGCAGGAAGGCUCAGCCGAAGUACUAUCCUCUCCUUCCGGAGGUGCUUAAUAUUCUACCUCCUAUCAAGGAGUCGCAUGACUCGGACGAUCUGAGCAAGGCCCUUGUCGCUCUUAUUGAUCUUGCCGAAACAUCACCCAAGAUGUUCAAGCCACUAUUCCACAACCUUGUGGUUUUUAGCAUUAGCGUCAUCUCCGAUAAAGAGCUGGAUAAUCUGUGUCGCCAGAACGCUCUUGAGCUGAUGGCCACGUUUGCUGACUAUGCGCCGUCAAUGUGCCGAAAAGAUCCGUCCUAUACAGAAGAUAUGAUUACUCAGUGUCUAAGCUUGAUGACGGAUUUGGGCGAAGAUGACGAUGAUGCCGCUGAAUGGCUAGCAUCCGAUGAUCUUGACCAGGAGGAGAGCGACCAGAACCACGUCGCCGGAGAGCAGUGCAUGGACAGGCUCGCCAACAAACUGGGCGGACAAACUAUUCUGCCACCCACGUUUAACUGGCUUCCUCGGAUGAUGACGUCCAUGGCCUGGAGGGAUCGUCACGCCGCCUUGAUGGCCAUUUCUGCCAUCUCGGAAGGAUGCAGAGAUCAUAUGAUUGGAGAGCUAAGCCAAGUCCUUGAUCUAGUCAUUCCGGCGCUCAAAGAUCCGCAUCCUCGUGUUCGCUGGGCGGGAUGCAAUGCUCUUGGCCAAAUGAGUACCGACUUUGCUCCCAAGAUGCAAACAGACUUUUACGACCGUGUGUUAAAGGCGAUAAUCCCGGUUUUGGAUUCGCCUGAACCGCGAGUCAAGUCUCAUGCGGCUGCAGCGCUAGUCAACUUCUGCGAGGAGGCAGAGAAGGAGAUACUAGAGCCGUACCUGGACGAGUUGCUGUCGCAUCUGUUCCAGUUGCUUCAGAAUGAAAAGCGCUACGUCCAGGAGCAGGCGCUAUCAACCAUCGCCACGAUCGCUGAUGCCGCGGAAGCUGCCUUCGCGAAGUAUUACGACACGCUGAUGCCUCUUCUCGUCAACGUUUUGAGGACGGAGAACAACAAAGAAUUUCGACGACUCCGUGCAAAGGCUAUGGAGUGCGCGACACUGAUUGCCCUUGCUGUGGGACGAGAGCGACUCGGACAAGAUGCCAUGACCCUCGUGGAGCUCUUGGGAACCAUCCAGGCAAAUAUUACGGAUGCGGAUGACCCGCAGACCCAAUAUCUAAUGCACUGCUGGGGUCGCAUGUGUAGAGUCCUCGGCAGCGAGUUCCUUCCAUUUUUGCCAACUGUCAUGCCACCGCUCUUGGAGCAAGCCAGUGCCAAAGCGGAUAUCCAACUUCUCGAGGAAGAGGAUCACAUAGAACAUAUCCAACAGGAAGAGGGAUGGGAGCUUGUUCCCAUAAAGGGAAAAAUGAUCGGUAUCCGCACAAGCACGAUGGAUGAUAAACGCAUGGCAAUUGAGCUGCUCGUUGUUUACGCACAGGUACUGGAGGGCAAUUUUGCGCCCUAUGUGGCGGAGGUGAUGGAAAAGAUUGCGAUUCCUGGCCUCGCGUUCUUCUUCCACGAUCCUGUGCGGUACAUCUCGGCCAAGCUCGUCCCACAGCUCCUGAACUCGUAUAAAAAGGCCUACGGAAACCCAUCCAACGAACUUACCGGUCUAUGGCUCGGGACGGUUGACAAGCUUCUUGAGGUUCUAACCGCCGAGCCAGCCAUUGACACGCUGGCCGAAAUGUACCAGUGCUUCUACGAGUCGGUGGAGGUGAUGGGUAAUGGUUGCCUGACCGAGACGCACAUGGCCAAGUUCAUUGAUGGCGUACACUCGGCCAUCGAGGAUUAUAAAGAUCGCGUGGCCCAACGGGCGGAAGAAAACGAAGGCGCUACUGCCGACGAUGUCGAGGACGAGGCGCAAGAGACCCUCCUCGCCAUUGAAGACGACCAGACGCUUCUCUCAGACAUGAAUAAGGCAUUUCACUCGAUCUUCAAGCAUCACGGAGCUUCCUUCCUCCCAAGCUGGGAAAGACUUUUGGCAACUUACGAGAGUUUCCUCGUCUCUCAAGACCCUACCCAACGGCAAUGGGGUCUCUGCAUCAUGGAUGACGUCUUAGAAUACUGCGGACCCGAGAGCAGUCGUUACGCCAACUUCAUUACUCAGCCACUAGUUAAUGGAUGCCAGGACGCCUCGCCCGCCAUCAGGCAGGCGGCUGCAUAUGGAAUCGGUGUAGCAGCACACAGAGGCGGAUCACCCUGGUCACAAUUCCUGGGCGGGGCGAUUCCGUGCUUAUUCCAGGUCACCCAGGUACCCGAUCCGCGCAGCGAGGAUAAUGUUUACGCCACCGAAAAUGCCUGCGCGGCUAUUGCAAAGAUUCUUCACUACAAUCCCGGCCAUGUCUCGGACGUCCAGGGCGUUAUAGCGCAGUGGGUAGAUACUCUGCCGGUGACUAAUGAUGAGGAAGCCGCGCCCUAUGCAUAUGCCUAUCUCGCUGAACUUAUCAAUCAGCAACACCCAGCCGUGAUUAGCCAGGCCAGCAAAGCCUUCACGUUUAUCGCGCAAGGACUCGAGGCAGAGACCCUUCGUGGUCAAACGGCUAGCCGUGUAGUGGCCGCGACAAAGACUCUACUCCAGACAGCCAAUUUGGACCCCACACCUCUUCUCCAACAGUUCUCACCAGAGGCCCAGGGUGUUAUUGCGAGCUUCUUUGCUUAG